Aspergillus mulundensis is the source of this 759-nucleotide messenger RNA. RefSeq names its product SDR family oxidoreductase. Bases 1 to 759 code for a protein of 252 amino acids. The transcript is spliced from 3 exons. The record is from RefSeq and is a predicted model, not a curated record. Gene Ontology annotation, molecular function: oxidoreductase activity, acting on NAD(P)H, oxygen as acceptor. NCBI's taxonomy places the organism in Eukaryota, Fungi, Ascomycota, Eurotiomycetes, Eurotiales, Aspergillaceae. Gene Ontology annotation, cellular component: intracellular anatomical structure.
AUGGUUAAGACAAUUAUCGUCACCGGCGCCUCUCGAGGCAUCGGCCUCGCAAUCACCAAGUACCUCCUCUCCGCGCCUCAAUCGCACAAUGUCGUCGUGAUCGCCCGAAGCGUCGAGCCCCUGCAAGCCCUGAAAACCGAAUACAAAGACCAAGUCGCGAUUCUUAACGGCGACAUCGCCGACUUCUCGAUCGCCCAGAAAGCCGUUGAUCUCGCGCUGAAAAGCUUCGGCCGCAUCGACGGACUCGUCCUCAACCACGGUAUCCUCGGACAAGUCGGCAAGAUCGGGACGGCAAACAUCGAGGAGUGGAAGAAGGGGUACGAUGUAAACUUUUUCAGCCUCGUGGCGUUCGUCCAGGCGGCGCUGCCGAAGCUGCGCGAGAGCAAAGGCAGGAUUGUGUUUACGAGCUCCGGUGCCGCCGUCUCUGCGUACCGUGGUUGGGGGCUCUAUGGGUCUACGAAGGCUGCGAUGAACCACCUUGCCUUGAGUCUGGGUGAGGAGGAGCCGGAUGUUACGAGUGUUUCUAUUCGGCCGGGAAUGGUUGAUACCGAAAUGCAGAGGGAGCUCAGGGAGGACCAUGCUACGACGCUGGAGCCGCAGGUGCAUUCUAAGUUUACGACGGUGCAUAAGGACGGCAAGUUGCUCAAGCCCGAGCAGCCAGGACAUGUCAUGGCCAAACUGGUGCUUGAUGCGCCCAAGGAGCUGAGCGGGAAGUUCCUCUCGUGGAAUGAUCAACAACUCGAGGCCUUUCAGGCAUGA